Messenger RNA from Coccomyxa subellipsoidea C-169, 1509 nucleotides. RefSeq names its product DEAD-domain-containing protein. The record is from RefSeq and is a predicted model, not a curated record. Gene Ontology annotation, cellular component: nucleolus. Lineage: Eukaryota; Viridiplantae; Chlorophyta; Trebouxiophyceae; Coccomyxaceae. Gene Ontology annotation, biological process: maturation of LSU-rRNA from tricistronic rRNA transcript (SSU-rRNA, 5.8S rRNA, LSU-rRNA). Gene Ontology annotation, molecular function: nucleic acid binding; RNA helicase activity; ATP binding. Bases 1 to 1509 code for a protein of 502 amino acids. The transcript has 8 exons.
AUGAGUGCCUCAGAGUUCUCCUCCCUCGACCUGACAGAGCAGACGCAGCGGGCCAUUGCUGAAAUGGGCUUCACGCACAUGACAGAGGUGCAGGCACGCACCAUCCCGCACCUCCUCACCGGCAGGGACGUCCUGGGGGCAGCUAAGACAGGGUCUGGCAAGACGCUGGCGUUCCUGGUGCCCUGCUUGGAGCUGCUACACAAGGCCAAGUUCAUGCCGCGCAACGGCACAGGCGCGCUCAUCAUAUCCCCCACGCGCGAGCUGGCCAUGCAGAUCUACAGCGUUGCCCGAGACCUCCUCCAACACCACUCCCAGACGCACGGGCUGAUCAUGGGAGGCGCCAACAGGAGGACGGAGGCAGAGAAGCUGGUGAAGGGGGUGAACCUGAUCGUGGCAACUCCGGGGCGGCUGCUGGACCACCUGCAGAACACCAAGGGGUUUGUCUACAGCAACCUGGCGUGCCUGGUCAUCGACGAGGCCGACCGCAUCCUGGAGAUUGGGUUUGAGGAGGAAAUGCGCCAGAUUGUGCGCAUCCUGCCCAAGGACCGUCAGACCAUGCUCUUCUCCGCCACCCAGACCACCAAGGUGGAGGAUUUGGCGCGGCUGUCCUUCAAGCGGCAGCCGCUGUACGUGGGGGUGGAUGACAAGCAAGAGGCGGCCACGCGCGAGGGACUUGAGCAGGGCUACUGCAUCGUCCCUUCCGAGCAGCGCCUGCUCCUGCUCUUCACCUUCCUCAAAAAGAACAAGGACAAGAAGGUCAUGGUGUUCUUCUCGUCGUGCAACUCAGUCAAGUACCAUGGCGAGCUGCUCAACUACAUUGACGUCCCAGUCAAGGACAUCCAUGGCAAGCAGAAGCAGCAACGCCGCACCACCACCUUCCUUGAGUUCUGCAAGGCAGAGAAGGGCAUUCUGCUGUGCACAGACGUGGCGGCGAGGGGGCUGGACAUUCCUGCAGUGGACUGGAUCAUCCAGUACGAUCCACCCGACGAUCCCAAGGAGUACAUCCACCGGGUGGGGCGCACCGCGCGUGGCCGGUCCGGCCGCGGCCGCGCGCUGCUCAUGCUGCUGCCCCAGGAGAUCGGCUUCCUCAAAUACCUCAAGGAGGCCAAGGUGCCCUUGAACGAGUACGAGUUCCCACAGAGCAAGCUGGCCAACGUGCAGAGCCAGCUGGAGAAGCUGGUGGAGAAGAAUUUCUACCUGCACACGAGUGCGCGCGACGCCUACCGCUCCUACCUGCUCGCCUACAACUCUCACCAGCUCAAGUCCACCUUCAACGUCCACACGCUCGACCUCCUCUCUGUGGCCAAGUCCUUUGGCUUCGCGCAGCCGCCACGGGUCAGCUUGAACCUGGAGAGCAAGGCUGCCAAUGUGAGGAAGGCUCACAGGACAGCAUUGGAGGGAGCUAAGGGAGGUGCAGACUACCGACGAAAGUCUGGGCAUGCCUUCUCUGCCGAUAACCCAUACGGCAAGAAGACUGCUGGUGACACCCGGCAAUUUGUGCGCAUGUGA